AUGUGUGGCGGCACUACGAAGACAGCAAACCGGCCAGGGGCCCGGCAGGAUUCAGCCAGAUGUGUGUGCGGUGCUGGUUCUGGUGCUGCGAGGACUUACAAGACGCUUUUACGCACAAAGACUCGAAAACGUGCCAGGGUAGGAAGGGGCACUGAUCGCUCGGAACUCAGCAACAGUUGGUCAUGUUCGGAGUUUGACCUGAAUGAGAUUCGCCUGAUAGUUUACCAGGACUGUGAGAGAAGAGGAAGACAAGUCUUAUUUGAUUCUAAAGCGGUUCACAAGAUUGAAGAGGUAGCAACUCAGAAAACAGAGGAUGUGUCUCUUAAAAUGUCAGCCAAGUGCUGUCAAGGAAGCGGCGGCGGUGGCAGCAGCAGCAGCACCUCUUCCUAUAGUUCUUCCGGGGCAUCUUUACAACAUGCUAAGGAGCAGCUUCCAAAGUACCAGUACACAAGACCCGCUUCUGAUGUCAACAUGCUAGGGGAAAUGAUGUUUGGCUCGGUUGCAAUGAGUUACAAAGGCUCCACUUUAAAGAUACACUAUAUACGUUCUCCUCCACAACUGAUGAUUAGUAAGGUGUUCUCAGCUAGAAUGGGCAGCUUCUGUGGGAGUACAAAUAACUUACAAGACAGCUUUGAAUACAUCCACCAGGAUCCUAAUUUGGGAAAACUCAACACAAAUCAGAAUAACUUGGGUCCUUGUCGUACUGGAAGUAACCUAGGUCUGCUGCAAGCAUGCGGCAGCAAACUGCUACAGGGCGUAGCUGAAGGAGGACCUCUCCGGCUCACCCGGAGCGCUUCUUUCUUUGCAGCACAUAGCACUCCAGUUGACAUGCCAAGCAGAGGACAGAAUGAAGACCGGGACAGCGGUAUUGCUAGAUCAGCCUCACUUAGCAGCCUUUUGAUUACGCCUUUUCCAUCUCCAAGCUCCUCCACAUCCUCUUCCAGUAGUUACCAGCGCCGCUGGCUUCGAAGUCAGACGACAAGUUUGGAAAAUGGCAUCAUUCCAAGGAGGUCAACUGAUGAAACAUUCAGCCUGGCUGAAGAAACCUGUAGUUCUAAUCCGGCCAUAGUUCGGAGGAAGAAAAUUGCCAUAAGCAUCAUCUUUUCUCUGUGUGAGAAAGAAGAAGCACAAAGGAAUUUCCAGGACUUCUUUUUUUCUCAUUUCCCCCUUUUUGAGUCUCACAUGAACAGGCUGAAGAGUGCAAUUGAAAAGGCCAUGAUCUCCUGCAGGAAGAUAGCAGAAUCAAGUCUCCGUGUCCAGUUUUAUGUCAGCCGUCUGAUGGAAGCUCUGGGAGAAUUCAGAGGAACUAUCUGGAACUUAUAUUCCGUUCCAAGGAUAGCUGAACCCGUAUGGCUUACCAUGAUGUCCAGCACCUUGGAAAAAAACCAGCUCUGCCAGCGCUUUCUCAAGGAGUUUACACUUCUGAUAGAACAGAUCAACAAAAAUCAGUUUUUUGCUGCCUUACUGACUGCAGUGUUAACCUACCACCUGGCCUGGGUACCGACUGUCAUGCCUGUUGAUCACCCUCCCAUUAAAGCCUUCUCAGAGAAACGCACCUCUCAGUCAGUGAACACGCUGGCCAAAACACAUCCAUAUAAUCCUCUCUGGGCACAACUGGGCGAUCUUUACGGAGCCAUUGGCUCUCCAGUGAGGCUGACUCGCACGGUGGUGCUGGGGAAGCAGAAGGAUCUGGUCCAACGCAUACUUUAUGUCCUGACCUACUUUCUCCGUUGCUCUGAGCUGCAAGAGAAUCAGCUGACCUGGAGUGGGAGUCACAGUGAAGGAGACCAAGUGUUAAAUGGGAGCAACAUCACCACAGCCUUGGAGAGGGGAGAAGUAGAGGAGUCUGAGUAUGUGGUUGUCACAGUGAGAAGUGAGCCUGCUCUGCUUCCCCCCAUCCUGCCACCCUCGAUGGCUGAGGGAAGGAGCCCCAAGCCUGAGGGGCUGGGUGUGUCCCCAGAGGGCACUGACAUUAGAGACCUGUGUCCCAAACCUGACAAAGAAGGAAACAAAAGGGCAGAGCAGAGUUCUCAAGUCUGCGGCGUGGAAUUCCAAGAGCCAGCAUCGGGCAGCUCCUGGAAGUCUCAGGGUGCAUUUUGUGGGGAGGAAGAAAGUGAAAAAGAGGCACCACGAGAUGACUCUUCAAGACUCUCCAACUGUGAAGGGUUGGGGGCAGGAGUGAAGAUCGGCCAGCGAACUGUCAGUGAAGAGUUGAAAGGGGAGAUGCCCAAGAAACUCUCAGACCGGUCAGCAGCCUGGCCUUGCCCUGACAGACAUUCCUGGGAGAAGCCUCCUUUAGAAAAGGUCACUUUCCAAAUUGGAAGCUCCGUAUCUCCAGAGUCUGACUUCGAAAGCCGCACACAAAAAAUGGAGAAGCGGCUAAUGGCCUGUAGACAGUAUCCAGAGUUAGCCUGCCAUCCCUCAGCGGAGUCUGGGAUGGCCGCUGACCUGGCUCAGGACCAGCAGGCUUCUCGGUGCUCCUUUACACCUGGCUUCCAAAAGAACAUCCCCUGUCCUCAGAACCCAUCUUCUGAGAGGGAUGAAGGUGAACUUGAGAGGGGUUUUGCUGAGGACAGAGGCGUCAGAAGCGAGCUUGUGGCAGAUGCCGCUGGGCAGCCUGGCCAGUGUGCUGACACGUUGGCACCUGAUGGCGGUGCCGCAGGAGCUGGAACGAGGAUUCUGGAGAAAACAAGAGGUUUGUAUCUGAAGGCUGCGGAGGGACCUUUGAUACAGCCUGUUCCAAGCAGGUGUGCACAGCAGGACUCUGGCUUCUCAGGCGCUGCAGAUGUCCCCUGUGGGGAUGCUGACAGGAAGGCCAACUUCAGGAUGGAAGGAGACAUUCCCAGGAACGAAAGCUCAGAUAGCGCUCUUGGAGACAGUGACGAGGAGGCGUGUGCUUCAGCCUCGCUGAAUCUAGAGCACAGCGAUGACUGGACUGAAGGAGCCUUGGAAGUGGAGCUGCCUCUGCCCAGGUCUCAGAGCAUUAGCAACACAAACGUAAGAAACUUUGGCCGCUCACUUCUGGCGGGUUAUUGCCCCACGUACAUGCCUGAUCUGGUGCUUCACGGGACCAGCAGCGAUGAGAAGCUGAAGCAGUGUCUGGUGGCCGAUCUGGUCCACACAGUCCAUCAUCCAGUGCUUGAUGAGCCGAUAGCCGAAGCUGUCUGUAUUAUCGCAGACACGGAUAAGUGGAGUGUCCAGGUAGCCACAAGUCAGAGGAAAGUGACGGACAGCAUGAAACUGGGCCAGGAGGUCUUGGUCUCUAGUCAGGUGUCCAGUUUACUUCACUCCAUUUUACAGCUUUACAAGCUUCACCUCCCUGCUGAUUUUUGCAUCAUGCAUCUUGAAGACAGACUACAGGAGAUGUACCUGAAAAGUAAGAUGCUGUCUGAGUAUCUGCGUGGUCACACACGAGUCCACGUGAAAGAAUUAGGUGUCGUCCUGGGGAUUGAAUCAAACGACCUGCCUCUGUUGACUGCUAUUGCCAGUACUCAUUCUCCUUACGUCGCUCAGAUACUCUUAUAA
Molecule: messenger RNA, 3525 nt
Organism: Puma concolor (puma)
Lineage: Eukaryota; Metazoa; Chordata; Mammalia; Carnivora; Felidae
Gene: FNIP2
Product: folliculin interacting protein 2
Cellular component (GO): cytoplasm
Molecular function (GO): protein-folding chaperone binding; ATPase inhibitor activity
Source: RefSeq, a predicted model, not a curated record